AUGCGUCCUGACAGGUGCCCUGCGUUGGCUGGGAGCCCGGACGCCUGGGUUCUCUUCUGGCAUGGGCUGCUCGUGGGGAGCCUGGAGUACAACCAGCCGGCUGACAACUACACCGUGUGUCAAGGGGACAACGCCACGCUGAGGAAGGGACUACCAGCUCGGAUCACGAAUAUCUCGUCGGCUGUAACAGUGAACGAAGGGAGCAACGUGAAUUUGCUGUGCAUGGCCACGGGCAAACCAGAACCCACCGUCACCUGGCGGCAGCUGAGAGUACCAGCUCGGAUCACGAAUAUCUCGUCGGCUGUAACAGUGAACGAAGGGAGCAACGUGAAUUUGCUGUGCAUGGCCACGGGCAAACCAGAACCCACCGUCACCUGGCGGCAGCUGAGAGACGGCUUCACCAGCGAAGGGGAAUAUCUGGAAAUCACUGAGAUCAACAGGCAGCAGGCCGGGGAGUAUGAGUGUAUCACGGCCAACGGCGUCUCCAUGGCCGACACCAAGAGAGUCCUGAUCACCGUCAACUACCCUCCCACCAUCAAGGACGUGAAGGACGCCUAUCCCCCCAUGGGCAAGCCGGCGCUGCUGAGAUGUGAGGCGAUGGCUGUGCCCGCCGCCGAGUUCGAGUGGUUCAAGGAUGAGAAGCACAGACUCUUCGGGGGCCUCGAGGGGCUGCGGAUCCGGAACGAGCGCACGCGCUCCAUGCUGCUCAUCGACAACGUCACUGCUCGGCAUUAUGGGAACUACACCUGCUUGGCCUCCAACAAGCUGGGAGCCUCCAACGCCAGCCUGCGACUGAUACGGCCUGGCUCUCUGGAGAACAUAGCCGUGACGGGCAUGGAGUCCCCCUUGUUCCUGGGCUUGCUGUCGUCUGCCUUCGUGACUCUCUUGUUUAAGAUCUAGCGCGUCCGGCAGGCGGAAGGCGCGGCAGCUGGAGCAGGAAGGGAGCGCGCGGAGAGAGCGAGACCUUCUCCUUUCCAGGCAAGACCAAGAGAGAAAACAAAGAAACAAAUCGUAUCGAGAACCCCAGCACUGUGAGGGAACCAUGAAAAAGAAAAAAAAACGACAAAAAAAAAUAUGCAUUUCUUUCUACAGCCAUUUUCCGUCACUUCCCAUCCCAGACACUUCCAGCUGAACUUGUUCUACCAGGACAAACAAACUGACCUACAGAGACACAGGGCUUUAAAGGGUUAACGGCCGGCACAGCUGGGCCCCAUGGAGGCCCCCGAGAUAGGCCUCGGGGUGAGGAGUUGUUCCCCUUCUAGGAGACUUUGGGGUUCUCAGCUGGUGCGAGAGGCGAGACCCCCGGCGUUCGGAAACGGUGGGAGCGGCGCAUCCCCAGCGCGCACAGUUUUUGAGAGGGGCGUUUUCCCUGAUUUGGGGCUGAAAAGUUUCUCAGUGAAAGUUUUUUGCGCUGCGAUCGACCCAGAUUUACACAGGUUCUGGACUCUGAAUUCCUGCCGGCUUUCAGGGCUGAGAAUUGUCUUCGCUCACCUUGCAGGGCCGAGAAUUCCCUUGUUUACACAGGUUGGAGGCUGAAAAUGUCCUUCCUUGGCAAAGCUUUGGGGCUGAAAAUGACCCUUGUUUACACAAGCAUGAGGCUGUGAAUGUUCUUAGUUCACAAUCUCCUGGAGGCUGAGAAUUCCCUUGUUUACAGAGGUUUGACGCUAGAGAUGUCCUUCGGUCACAAAGUUUUUUGUGGGCUGAGAAUGAUCCGAAUUGAGACUGGAUUUGGUCUUCGUGGGGAGAAUGUCAUAAGGAUUUGACUCUGAAUUUCUCUAGUUUACGCAGGUUUCAGCUGUGGACUCUCUUAGUCUGCUGGGGGUUAAAACUACCCCAGUUCUCGAGUGCAGAUUUAUUUAGCUCAUAAAGUUUUCUGGGGCG
Molecule: messenger RNA, 1881 nt
Organism: Pelodiscus sinensis (Chinese soft-shelled turtle)
Lineage: Eukaryota; Metazoa; Chordata; Testudines; Trionychidae
Source: RefSeq, a predicted model, not a curated record